AUGUUCUUAACUAACGCCGUCUACUUCAAAGGCUUUUGGAAAUACCCGUUCAAGCCUCAAAGGACCCACAAGGACAAGUUUUUCGUAACCCCGGAAGAGUCUGUCCAAGUGGAUAUGAUGUCGCAAACGAAAAGGUUCAAAUAUGGCUUUUGGAAAUACCCGUUCAAGCCUCAAAGGACCUACAAGGACAAGUUUUUCGUAACCCCGGAAGAAUAUGUCCAAGUGGAUAUGAUGACGCAAACGGGAAGGUUCAAAUAUGUGGACUCGGAGAAGCUUCACGCCCAGGUGCUGGAGAUGCCCUACAGGGCGACGCCGUGUCCAUGGUGGUGCUCCUCCGCGAUAUGGGAGAGCCAAGGAGGUGGACAGGCUGGUCCGACGCCUGAGGCCCAGGAGACUCGUGUCUGUGGUGAAGGCGAUGCCCUCCGUCCCGCUGAUAGUCAAGUUUCCCAAGAUCAGCGUGGAGAGUACUCUCGGGAUGAACAUUUCGGUAUGUUUGAAUUAGGGCAAGACUUUAAGAAUAUGGGAAUCCGUGACCUUUUCUCAUCCGCCGCCGAUCUGACCGACUUCACACAUGUUCGAGGAUUAAUGGUGAAUGGAGCGAUCCACAAGGCCCUUAUAGAGGUGGACGAAGAAGGCGCAGAGGCGGCAGCGGCGACGGUGCUCGCUGUGACUAAGUCUAGUCCAAUGCCUCCAAAGACGACGUUCACGUGCAACCGGCCCUUCGUUUUCUACAUUAAAGAUAACGAGGCGAACAACAUCCUGUUCAUGGGUGUUUAUAGGGGUCUUUGA
Molecule: messenger RNA, 789 nt
Organism: Penaeus vannamei (Pacific white shrimp)
Lineage: Eukaryota; Metazoa; Arthropoda; Malacostraca; Decapoda; Penaeidae
Source: RefSeq, a predicted model, not a curated record